Molecule: messenger RNA, 3583 nt
Organism: Hypomesus transpacificus
Lineage: Eukaryota; Metazoa; Chordata; Actinopteri; Osmeriformes; Osmeridae
Gene: trmo
Product: tRNA methyltransferase O
Exons: 9
Coding region: 1933-3438 (501 amino acids)
Source: RefSeq, a predicted model, not a curated record
CUGUGUCUCCCUCUCCAUGUCUCUCCCUCCUAAUCUCUCUGUCCCUGUCUCUCUCUCACACACACCAUCUGUGCCAGAAACAUGCCCUGUUUUCUGCCAGUAUUGUGCCAACCCCUCCACCUUUGCAAAUACGAUAAGGGCAGAGCUGCAAGAACUCUCCCUGCUCUGCUAAUGGUUAACCAGAUAAUGCCUUUAGAGGGGCGGGAACAAAACACUUUUUAGCACUUUUUUAUAAUCUGAACUCAAUUUGAAGAAGACGCUAAAUGGAGGAGUCAACCCAGAAACAGUUCGAAAACGAAGAUCCUGAUGAAAAGGAAGGUGGGAUCCGGCGUAGACUGAGAGACAGAGAUCUCCUGAGGAAGAGGAGGGUCGAGGCAGAGCAGAAAGCUACUAACCAGUGGGUUUAUUGGAUGGAGAGCAGGAAGAAGAGAGCGAGAGGGGAGGACCAGGGCGGCUCAGGGAAGCGAGGGAGACCAAAGAAGGCCGAGGCGUUACCUGGGCUCCUGGCCGCUGAGGAGGAACUGGGACCCUUACCGGACCCGCAACCGGAAGCUCUUCCUGCUGUCGUGGAACCCUUGGGUGUGUCCAUGACAACCAGCAUGUCAUCGCUACCCACCCUCCCUCCUGAGAAGCCCACUCGCCCAGGGCCACAGCCAGCACAGGUCCCCAGACCCCCGGCCCCCCUACCUGUCUCUAGCCCUGCCCAGGGCCCACCUAAACCUACCCCAUACAGCUCUCUGCCCAUGCCAAGCCCAGCCCCAGCCCUUCUACCUGUCAUUGUUCCUUCCCUGGCCCCUGACUCUGCCUCUAUCCUCGCCCCUGUCCAAGCCUCUACCUCCACCCCUGCCCCUGUGCUUGCCCCAGCGUCUACCGUCACCCCAGCCUCUGCCCUCACCUCUGUCUUUACCCCCACCCUUGCCCCGGAUUCUGCUUCUUCCCCUGCCCUGGCCCCUAGUUUUGUCAUGACCCCUGCCCCUGCCUCUCCACCUGCCUCUCCUCCUGCCCCUGCCUCUCCUCCUGCCCCUGCCUCUCCUCCUGCCCCUGCCCCCGUCCCCAGCCCUGGGGAGACCCUGUACUCAGAGCCUCCAGAGGGUGACAGGCUGGCACCGGUCCUGCUGGAGGAGCUGGGCCCAGACGAGAAGCAAGACCUCUCUCCAUCACCAGACCACCCUGGUCAAGGACUGCAGGAGGAGGCCUCGUCCGUCGAGGCACCGGAGCAGAACGCAUCUUUCUCACGGCUCACGUACUCCUCUUCUGCACCCCGAUAUGAAUAUUUCCCCGGAAGUUUUUUCUGAACAACAAACCCAGAUUUGGUCUUUUGAAACCAUGAAUAUAACUUUAGGUUACUAUGACUUCAAGCCUGUUCUGCCAGACUCAUUAAGAAGAUGAAGGUAGAUGAGUAAAAAUACAAAUACAUUUUUUGUGGGGGGUUUUCAGCCUAAGAACAAAGAGGAGAAAUGGAUGGAAACAAUAGGGUGAAUGUAAUGCAAUGUGCUUUCAUAAAACUCGCAAUAUAGGGCUGAAUUGAAAAAACCCCCAUUCUGCUGUAUUUUUUUUGCUUUAUGUUACAGAAGUGUAUCAUCUAUGAUUAGUUAUAGGGCAGAUUUCUAGUAAAGUUUUAAUAAAAUAAGAUGUGUUAUUAACUUUGUAUAGAUACAUUGUUUAUGUGCACCAUAAUACAAUCUCUUUUGAUUUUGAUAAACAGCCUGGCUUUUCAUUUGUUGCCUACAAAGGACAGGCUUGCUCAAUACUGCCCUCUGCUGCAAUUUCUGGAAUGGUAAAUUACAAGCAGGAGUUAGAAACUGGUCGUCCAACAAAUAAAAUUGAGUCAUGUACUUCCGUGAAUUUGCACACGUGUUACGGUUGGUCCUUGGAUAAACAACUAUCCGUUACACUGUCAUCUUUGUUCUAUUACCUAUUUUAAAAUAACGUAUGUUAUCAGUCUCGACAAGCAAGAUGUCUCAUACGUGCUGCUAUUGUCGCGAACAUCUCAACAAACUUAACGAGCAAGUGUCUGUCAUGCGAAAAGAAAUCAAUAAUCUUCGGCAGGGUUUGGAUUCCGCCGUCCGAGCCCAUCGGAAACACAUGGUAUCUCUCCGGUCUGCCCUGUCAGAUGUUGGCCAGGUCGGUUUUCAGACCAGAGAGCCAACAUCACGUAAAGUGGAGCCGACACACCUUGCGUUAGAACGAGGGACCAUCCAGACAGUCCCUAUCGGCUACAUCAGCUCCUGUUUCUCCCUGAAGAGCGGUACACCCAGGCAGCCCACCCUCUGCGGAGCGUCCAGGGCCACGCUUCAGGUCCAGCAGAGUCUCUUUUCCAACCCCGAGCACUCCCUGGUUGGCCUGGAGCAAUUCUCCCAUGUGUGGGUCAUCUUCCUGUUCCACAAGAACGGCCAGCUGAGCUGCAAGGCUAAAGUGAAACCUCCGCGGUUGAACGGCCAGAGGGUCGGGGUGUACUCUACCCGGAGCCCCCACCGCCCCAACGCCUUGGGCCUCUCCCUGGCCCGGCUGGACAGGGUCUGUGGUGACAUUCUCCACCUGUCUGAGAUCGACAUGAUUGAUGGGACUCCAGUUCUGGACAUCAAACCCUACAUCCCAGACUAUGACUCCCCACACAGCAGAACCUACCCAGACGAGGCGCUCGGUGUGUCGUCGGAUCAGGCAACCGAUGCAGUCACCGUAACUACAGAAACAGGAAGUGUUACUUCUUCUAUGGUGGCUGGGUCAGGAUGUCCUUCAUCUGUGGUUUGUGAGUUGGACUCUGAUUGGAGAGGAAGUGGGCCGAACCCGGACCCUAGAAAACUCCUGUCAAAAGACGAAUCUAAGGGUCAUACUUUAAGUGGAAAUUAUCCAUCUAACUUCUCUGCUGCAAGCUCAGAACGGGCUCUAUCUGCCUCCCAUCCCAGCAUCCUCAGUGCUGUCCUGGAGGACCUUAAAGCUUAUGUCACCCAGGGAGAUGCUGCUCUCUCCCUAGGGAGCUCCAUAGGAAAGUCCCAGGCUUCAGACAGGCCUACGGCCAAGCCAGUAGAAGCUAUGGAGGAUGGUGGUGAGCCCUGCUAUGGGGAGGAGGCCUACAGCACCAUCGCAGGCUGGAUUAGAGAGCCUCCCGUGGCCAGUCUGGAGGUGCGCUUCACCGCGCACACGGAAAAGGAGCUGGCACACUUUCUGCCUCCAGAAAUAGCAGGUCUAAACACAGAACCUCAGAGAUGCGGGCGUCCCAGGUUCCGGUUCCUGCGUGGUCCAGAAGAGGCCAGGGAAGCCAUCAGGAGCAUUUUAUCUGCUGACCCCCGGUCGGUUUACCGGAGGACUCGCUGUGAAGACCGUCUGUUCUUCUUCACCCUCGACACGGCCCACGUCACCUGCUGGUUCGGACCGGGCUUUGCUGAGGUGCUUAGGGUCCGGCCCGUAGGACCACUACACAGAACCGGACCUGAGUGACGACUUCUGGACCCAGUUAAGAAGUUCAGGAUUGUGAAAACCUUUUGGGUUUGUUUUUGUUGCAGAGAGACAUUCUGUUCUGUUCUAACAUUCUCUUAAAACUCCCUUGCCUAUUCUCUCGAACUAAAUAAAUGCUGAAAUUGAU